Penicillium mononematosum is the source of this 1089-nucleotide messenger RNA. RefSeq lists its product as uncharacterized. The record is from RefSeq and is a predicted model, not a curated record. NCBI's taxonomy places the organism in Eukaryota, Fungi, Ascomycota, Eurotiomycetes, Eurotiales, Aspergillaceae. The transcript has 6 exons. Bases 1 to 1089 code for a protein of 362 amino acids.
AUGCGGACUUUAACAAUUGUUCUCCAGCUUUCUAGACAGUUGACCAUAUGCAGGCCGGUGGCACGAAUUGCAACGCUGAGCACAGUAGCAAUCCCUCGAACCCGCACUCUUACGGUUCGUCGCGGCUCAGCCGCAAUCACUCGCAAUCACAACACUGCUGCAUCGCGUCAAGAUGUAAUAGAUAAGGCUCUGACGCGGCUGCAUGAAGAUGACGAGCUUCUCGUCUGUAAUCAGUGCGGUACACAGCACGAUGCGAAGGCAGCUGACGGACUGAAUGAAUGCCACAUUUGCAACGAUCCUCGGGAGUCUGUCCCCGCAACGGGCCAGGCAUGGACGACGCUCGGUCAGGCUCAAACAAGCGGCAAGUUCAAAAACAUCAUUCGCCAGCAAUACCCAAAUGAACCGCACAUCUAUACUAUCCAGACCCAGUCGAUCCUUGGCAUUGGCCAGCGAUGCUUCUUGAUUAGGACACCAAAGGGCAACAUUCUCUGGGACUGUCUUGCCUAUAUCGAUGACGCCACAGUGAAGGAGAUCAACGCGCUGGGUGGUGUGGAUGCCAUCUCCAUCUCGCACCCCCACUUCUGGACGACUCACCUUACCUGGUCCCGAGCCUUCAAUAAUGCACCUGUCUUCCUCUCUGCUGAGGAGGCAGAGCUCGUGUCUCGGCCGGACGUGCACGGAGUGAGGCGGUUCGUUAGGGAGAAGGAGUUUGAGCUUCUACCUGGCUCGGGUGCCAUGCGCAUCAAGACUGGUGGCCACUUUCCGGGCAGCUCUGUCUUACAUUACAAAAAGAGCAUGUUCGUGUCUGAUAGCUUGCAUGUGACGCGCUCGGCCCUCUGGGAUAUCAACCGCAAGCCUGGAACGGCAUAUUACGCCUUCCUAUGGUCGCAUGUCAAUACAAUUCCUCUUACUCCUAAUGCCAUUGCUGGUAUCAUAUCCGCUAUCAAGCCUUACGACUUCGACGUCGCGCAUGGUAUGUUCCCCGACCGUGACCUUCGCAAUGCGAAACAGCGCGCCUUCGACUCCGCACGUGUGGUCAUUAAUGCGAUGGGGCAUGAUGCAGAGCAGUAUAUGAAGGAUCUUAGUUAG